This is a messenger RNA of Penicillium daleae, 2628 nucleotides long. Its product is annotated as polysaccharide lyase family 26 protein. The transcript has a single exon. Lineage: Eukaryota; Fungi; Ascomycota; Eurotiomycetes; Eurotiales; Aspergillaceae. Bases 1 to 2628 code for a protein of 875 amino acids. The record is from RefSeq and is a predicted model, not a curated record.
AUGUCGUCGGCUAAUUUACGUUGGCUGUCUGGAAACGGGCCCCACGCCCUAUCGGAUGGCGUUUCUUUUGGGAUGCCGUGGCCAAGGGGCCUCUAUCAGCCAGGCCAGAAAUUCGUGAUCGAAGCGAAGGAUGCCCAAUGGCCUCUUGACUCGCGUGAGCUCGCUUACUGGGCGGAUGGCUCGGUCAGAUGGACUGCUCAUUCGGUUAGUGGUAACAUUGACUAUUCGGAUGAGUAUACCGUCCAAGGCGUGUCACAUCCACCGGAACCCACUGCGAGCAUCACAAUCGAACAGCAAGAGUCAUCUCUGUCGGUGGCUUCUCCAAGUGGACUGUAUCUGAGGUUCGCAGCAUCUGGCAGCUCGUCGAUUCUCGAGCAACUCGAUAUCAAUGGGCAGACGGUCUGCUCUGCGGCCACGGUGGUCGCGUCGAUUAAUGAGAAAGAGUACCGAGCGCGAGUCAGUGCAGUGAAUGUGGAGAACUCCACUCCCAGCAGGGCGCUGAUCAAAGUUUCUGGUGUCGUGGAAGAUGGAAGUCACAACACACAUCUCCCCUUCGAUAUUCGAUUCUAUGUGUACUCUCACAGUGCUUCGAUCAGAGUCCUCCACUCAUUCAUCCACGAUCUAGACCCAGACAAGGCUAUUACUUCCCUGGGCCUACGGUUUAAUGUUCCGCUUGGGCACACCGAGCUAUACAAUCGCCACGUGAGACUAGGUGGAUCUGGUGGAGGUGUCUUGAAAGAGGAAGUAAAGGGGCUUUCCGGAUUGCGGCAUGGCCCGACUGUUGCAAACCGGACUGAUCAAACAUCGGGACGAGAAGUCAACCUGCGAGAAGCCGAGUGGGUUAGAACAGACCUCACUGAAGGACUCUCGUAUAUUCCCUCAUGGGGCUCUUACUCGCUCGCUCAGCUGUCUUCCGAUGGCUUCACGAUCAAGAAACGGACAAAGCCAGGAUGCUCCUGGGUCAAAGUCACUGGCGGUGGACGAGCCGAUGGAACUGCAUACAUUGGAUCAGCUUCUACUGGAGGUCUUGCGGUCGGAAUGUCCGACUUCUGGGAGCGGUACCCCACCCAGCUCGACUUGGACCACUUGACCACCGAGGAAGGAUCUAUCACUGUGUGGCUAUAUUCACCACUGGCAGAGCCCCUGGAUACAUCUCCGUAUCAUGACGGACUGGGCCUCGAUACCUAUCAGAAGCAACUGCAAGCUCUUGAUGUGACUUAUGAGGACUAUGAGCCUGGCUUCGUCACUGCCAAUGGAAUUGGAAGAACCAAUCAGCUCUUUUUGAGACCUUUCCUUCAUACCCCAUCGAACGAAGACCUCAGUUCAUUCUCUUCCCUGGUUCGUGAGCCACCCCACUUGGUUGCCACUGUAGGACAGUUGCAGUCCUCAGGCGCAUUUGCCGGCUGCUGGGCUCCAGAUUCUCAGACCCUGGGUGUGAAGCCAUCGCACCAACGCGCUGAGAUUGAGGAUAGGCUUUCGCUAUUGUUCAACUAUUACCAUGGACAGGUUGAGCAACAGCGUUGGUACGGAUUCUGGGAUCAUGGAGAUGUACAGCAUACCUAUGACCCUUAUCGACAUGCUUGGAGAUAUGAUGUCGGCGGGUAUGCGUGGGACAACUCCGAGCUUUCGACAGAUCUGUGGCUGUGGCUUUACUUCCUCCAGACCGGAAGAGCCGAUGUGUUCAAAAUGGCAGAGGCUAUGACUCGACACACCGGCGAAGUUGAUGUCUAUCAUUCUGGAAAGUUCAAAGGCUUCGGUACUCGACAUGGCGUUCAACACUUCAGCGACAGCUCGAAGCAGCUUCGUAUAUCCAAUGUGCUUUACCGCCGGAUUUACUUUUACUUGACCGGAGAUGAGCGUACUGGUGACUUGAUAGCCGAACUCCAAGAUUGUCAGAAUACCUUGCUAGUACUCGACUCACAUCGCAAAGUCCAGGAACAUGCCGGUAUUCCCCAAGGGUUCGCCAUGACAAACAUUGGUCUGGACUGUGGAGCCCUUAUCGCGGCCUGGCUUACUGCGUGGGAGCGACGCUCCGAGGGAUGGGCCCACUAUAGGGAUCUCCUUAUCAAACUACUUGAUGGUAUCGCUGGGCUCAAGCAUGGUAUUGGGAAUAACGCGAUCCUACUGAACCCAAACACCGGAGAGGUGCGAGAGUGCCUCCCGCCGACUCCAGAGUAUGCCAUCUCUCACCUAUCCAUGCUUUUCGGGUUCCCCGAGGUCAUCGCCGAGCUCUUCCAUUUCGCACGUGAAGAAGUUCCAGACACUACUGGACGAUUCAUGAAAGUGUGGCUUGCAUACUGCCGGGCUUACAAUGGAGGACCGGAUGUCCAGCGUGAAGAGUUUGGGUUCGAGUUCCCCUCCCACGCCACAUGGAGACAGAGUCAUUCUACUCUCACGGCCUUUGCCGCGGUUGAACAAGAUGAUGAAAAGCUGGCGCAUGCUGCGUGGAACCAAUUCUUCAACACUGAUGGCUACAGAGGUGAUCAUGAUUGGAGAGUGAUCAAGUGUACAGCUCCCGAAUACUUCACUGAGGGUGAAGAAGUUCCAUGGAUUAGGACUAACGAAGCUGCUCGGUAUGGGGUAUCUGCUAUCUCCAAUCUUGGGAGCAUUGGGAAAUUUUUGAAAUAG